AUGCAGUCGCUGUCAAGUCCAGGUACGACAGGUAGGCAACUCCGCUACUAUCGCGGACUAAGCGGAGGCGGAGACACCACCACAGAUAACUUUCAGACAUUCGAUCUUGGUGGCUUCAGCCUGGAAGAACACAGAAUCACAGAUUACCAAGAACUCAAGAUAAGACCUUCGCCCUUCGAACCCUUCAAGAGUGUGACUAUUAAGAAUUUAAACAUGGGGACACUGAUGCGAGGAAAGGGAGUUGAAAUUCGUGUUGGCCCAACACCCUCGCAAGACGAAACAUGGACUCUUCCCUUGAACCUACUCUCCUACCAUUCACUUUACGUCACAAAAGCCUGCCUGUGGAGCAAAAACAAGCAACUCCAUCUGCCUGAGCACGAUCCCGCCAUUUUCAGCCUGUUUGUCGAGUGGAUGUACUACGGAGACUACAGCACUUUCAUGCUUCCGAAACACCCCAACGUACACGCACGAUGUUGGAUUCUCGCCGACUAUCUCCUCUGUCAAAAAUUCCAGACAUACGCGAUGGGCCGUCUCUUCGACGAACACGUAGGCUCAAACCACGGUAUCGUCGGAUUUGAAGAUGUGCAGUAUGUGUGCAAUAACACGCCGUCAGAUUCGAAGUUGAGAAAGUUCUACCUCGAUUUUGUCGCAGAUCAUUUUGGUAAUCUCAACUGUUUAUUGGGGAACCUAACAGACUGGCAAAGGCUUCUCGUGGAUGAGCCAUAUAUUCUUUCUGCCUUGUUCCGGAAGCUCCGAUAUGGCGAAACGGGGGAGUCUCAUGUCAAGAGGAUCUCUGACUACACUGAAUUCGAGCCCAUUGUGGCAGAGCCGCCGCGGUUGAGAAUGAACAUUGACGUCGCCGGACUAGCUCUUGAGAAGAAAGAGGAUGAGGUUCCAGAGCCUCAUUGUGGGGACGCCAAUUCUUCUUCGCACGAGCAGGAGGCUCGUGGGGAACAGCAGAAUGGGAGACUUGCUACAGAGUAG
Messenger RNA from Fusarium poae, 984 nucleotides. RefSeq lists its product as uncharacterized. The transcript is spliced from 2 exons. The record is from RefSeq and is a predicted model, not a curated record. Lineage: Eukaryota; Fungi; Ascomycota; Sordariomycetes; Hypocreales; Nectriaceae. The coding region runs from base 1 to 984 and encodes 327 amino acids.